Molecule: messenger RNA, 5550 nt
Organism: Cloeon dipterum
Lineage: Eukaryota; Metazoa; Arthropoda; Insecta; Ephemeroptera; Baetidae
Product: calmodulin-lysine N-methyltransferase
Exons: 3
Coding region: 2410-3366 (318 amino acids)
Cellular component (GO): cytoplasm
Molecular function (GO): calmodulin-lysine N-methyltransferase activity
Source: RefSeq, a predicted model, not a curated record
CUCUUGGCUGGCAGUUCCUGUCAACUCGCCAAACGCGUCCGUCUGCUCACCGCAUUUUGUCGGUUUCAGCUCAUUUGAGCAGUUUCAAGUGGGUGAUAAUUUAUUUCGAGUUUAUCCAUUACGCUGAACGCUUUUCGGCGACAGCUCGUUAAGCAGCGUGCCGUUUGGCCAGGUGUUUCGCGUUCGUCAGCAUCCCUUUCUUUCUUCAGAAAAUAAUUAAGAGGCAAAAGGUAUUUAGUGGAAAUGACAAACCAUUAGGGACACCGGCGUGCAGAGUUAAAAAUAAUGAGCUCCACUCACAGGGUAAAAAAUAGCAGUUUUGAUUUCUCCAACACAGGACGCGGCCUUUUUAUUUUUAAUUAAUUGGCAUUCUUCCUCUUUUGGAGCCGUAUAUUAUUGUGAAUUGGAUUCGACUAAAACAUUUUGUGCUCGCUCUGAAAAUAAGAUUGCUUUAAUCAGAGUACUAUCAAUUAUAAAGGAUGCGGUUAUCGAGUUUUCAAAGAUAACAAGACAAAAAAUAUUAACUGAAAAACAAGUAAAUAGCAAAAUUUCCCAUUUUUAGCUCAAAAGUUUACAUGCUAAUCAAGCAUUCAAUAGUCUCCCUGCUGUAAAAACACGAUUUAUCUCAUAUUUAGGGUUUUUUUUCUCAAAAUUCGCACACCAUUGGAUAGAUCGCACAGCAAGGGUGAAAUCAAGCGAAAAAAUCAUAUAAUUUUUCGACAAAUUUGGCAAAAUAUGAAAUUUUACUGUUCCUCGGUUCUGAUCGGUGAUGAACUCUAUGAACUGGUUGCUAAAGUCGACAAUACAAAAUGUUCCUAAUUGUUGGCCCAUGUUAAGCUUUUAAUAAUGCUCUGUUACAUUGUGUGUCCUCGCUGCGAAAUCUUUUUUGUCUCUGCGUCCCAGGGCGGUAAUCAUUGCUAUCAAGUUUAGUGUAAUUUGUUGUUGUGUUUUUUCUUGAAAUUUUAGGAGUGGUGUUUAAUUAGUUUAGUUUAUUUGUAUUUAUACAACAGUACAGAAAUUGAAGAUCUUCCAUUCCUAUCCGCGCAUUUACAAAUUAGUCACAAGUAGUAACAAAAUUUAAAUGAACGAUGAAAAAGAAACAUUGUGUAUGCAUUACGCAAUGUUUGUGUCGCAAGUAAAGUGUGCAUGUUUUGCUACAGAGAACCCCUGUAAUUAUAAAAUUUGCUAGAAUAAACAAAACAACAACAGUGUGCUUAAAUAGUUAAUUCGGGUUAAUUAAAUUAGCACUGAAAUUUCAUUCUUGACGAUGCCAAUCGAUUCUUGAUCUUGAGGGUCGAAUUUAACUAGCUAGUUGAAGCAAAUUCGGUCGAAAAUUCUACGAGAAAAACGUAAAAACCGUUAGUUUAACUGUUUUUGGUCUAAUUAGUACGGUGACCAAUCAGAGAAGGGAGUGGUUCUCUGAUCGAGACAGUAGCGCCACAGCGACAGCCAGAUGAAGCUGACCUGCCUUAUCGCUUACACAAAAUGCUUGUGUAUGGCCCAGUUUAUGAUAUUUUUAACCCUUUUUUGUACUGAAUUUUUCUGACAGCUUAUGUUCCUGAAAUUUUAACUGCAAAUAAUUCCUUGCUGUCUGAGGAAGCAGCAACAAUAUAUACAGUUGUUAUAUCAAAAAUAAUUAGGUUAAUACCUAGGUUCCAACUUGCUGAAGUAGCUUCGGUGUCUUUAAUUCCUUUAAUUGGAUUACCGGUGCACUAAAGCUGGAGGGAAAGCUGUGUUUUGACUACCCCUAAAAUCAAUUACUAUGGCGUUGAGUUAUCAGCUUUUAUUUUGUAUACUUGUCCAAUCACAAGGGAUGAGUCCGUGCAUUGGCAACAAGCAUUUUCCAGUAUUUUGCAGUAUCAAUCCUCUUAAACUGCUGAAGAGUCCUUAGGGACUGUAAAAACAGUGCUUUGUGUUUAACUGUCUCCGAUUUUUCACUUUUGCUGGUUAUAUUUUCAACAUCCUAUUAAAAUCUGGUUCCCCUAAAUUCGCAACCGUUUCUGAAAGAGGAUUUGGGACAACCAAAAAGCAUAAUGUAUGUUGGAAUGGCGGCGUUGCGUCCGGGGCGACAACUUUAGCCGCAAUUUGGUGCAGCGUUUUGCUCGGUUCGGGCCGAGAGACGCGACGCGACGGACAAUUUGGCAGGGAGGCAAGCCUGCUCGGCAGCCGCAGCCUCUUUGCCUUGCCGUGUUCAGACAUGACAUUUACCAAUACGCCACGUUAAGUUAGGCAUUAUUCCAAAUUAGUCUGCUUUUGUAGUUACAUCAUUAUAACGAACGAAAAGCGGCCGUCAAUCAGCGGGCAAAAAGGCGGGCGAGCGCGCGUCGAGUGGAGGCGCCGCUGCCGCGCACUCGCCGCCCGGCUGCCAAAGGGUGCGCACCGCUCGCUCGCACUUUUCCUCUCGCAGCCAUGCAGACAGAUGGCCCUUCUCACUCGCCGCCGGUGCUAAGCAUGUCCGGAUCGACGGCGCUGGUGGCGCCGGCCGCCGACACCGUCGCUGACGACGGCGACGAAGACAUCGGCGAGGCCCGUCACGAGGCAGCGCGCCAGCGAUGGAGGCUGCUGGCCGAGGCGCUGAAGCGCGGCGCCGCGACCACGCACGAGGGCGCCGCCGACUCGUGCAUGGGCGUCAGUUUCGGGCUGGUGCGCUGCCUUUCCACCCCUGAGAACGGCUGGUUCGUGUACUCGGCGCAGGGAUUCGAGGUGCUCGUGUGCCACGUCACCGAGGCCGUUUCUCCAAAGGCGCUGGCAGGCUUCAACAACACGGGCAACGUGCGCGUGUGGUCUUCCGAGGAGGUGCUGACGCACUACUGCCUGCGUCAGGGUCCGGCGCUGUUCGCGGGGCGGCGCGUGCUCGAGCUGGGCGGCGGCAUGACCUGCCUGGCCGGGCUGAUGGUGGCCAAGGCGGCCGCACCGGCGUACGUGCACCUCACGGACGGCAACCAGGCGGCCAUGGCCAACGUGAAGCGGAUCGUGGCGCAGAACGAGCUGCGCACGGACGUGGCGUGCAGCGUGCUGAGGUGGCACGAGGCCGGGCACCUGCGACCGGCCGCGCUCUACGACCUGAUCCUGUGCGCCGACUGCCUCUUCUUCGACGACGCCCGGCCCGCGCUGGCCGACGCCAUCAGCCUGCUGCUGCGCCCUGGCGGCUCGGCCCUGGUCAUGGCGCCGGCCAGGGGCGGCACCUUCAACCUCUUCGUGCAGGAGGUGGCCCGCAAGGGCCUCAGGUACUCGAUCGCCAAGAGGUACGACGACGCCGUGUGGGCCAGCCACGAGGCCCUGAUGCACGCCGCCCAGCACGGCGGGCCUUUCUACAACGAGGACCUGCACUUCCCGCUGCUGCUGCUGCUCACCAAGCCCAGUUGAGUCCCGCUGGCUCGGCUGACCAGUCAUUUUACCGAUCAGAUAAAAGUUCUCAGAUUCUUUCCAUGUUGUUCGAAGAUGGUGUUCAUUACGAUAUUUUUCUCUAUGUUGAUGAAUCUCAUUAUUAUACUUCGAUUUUGGGUAUAAAUUUUACAUUUAGGUUUAAAGUACUCCUCGAUUCCUGUACAAAGUGACCACUAUUUUGUCUCCCUUGAUAUUAUAUUUGUAUAUUCCAUGUAAUGUCAUUCCUCAUAUUCUGCCUCUUACAGUGUAGUCGAUCAAUUUUUCAGAGUUAAUGUUCCAAAGUCUGUGUAUUAUUGUUGACGUAUCAAAGUGACUCUAAGUUAUUCUCAUUUUCGUUGACAUUUUAGCUGGUUUCACGUUUGUUAGUUGUUGUUCUUUUUAUGUUUGAAUGUUAUUUUAUUUCAACUCUCUCGUAUAUUUUAAUUUAUUUUUAUUUGUUUUAUUAUAUUUUUAUUGUUAAAUUAGCACUGGAGUUUCAUUUUUUUAUUGUGCCAAUCGAUUCCAGAGGGUUGAAUAAGGAAGGCGGCCAAGCACUCGGUCGAAAAUCGUCGAAAACAUAACCGUUAAUUUUUUUAUUUUAUUAUUAUUUAAUAUUUUUCUGAACGGCGGCAGACCUCUUUGAUUGACUAGAUCGAGACAGCAGCGCCACAGUGACAGCCAGCAGAAGCGAAAAAAGCUUGUCGCUUCAUUCGCCUCCGCUGGUUCUCGCUGUGACGCUGCCUUAUCGAUCUUAAACUACGGUCUCUUCUCUGAUUGGUCGCCGGCGUUCAAAACCAAAAACCGCCAAAGUAAAGGUUUUUGGUGCGUUUCGGCCACCUAACCUUAUUCGACCCUCAGCAAUCGAUUGGCACUGCCAUAAAUGAAGUUCCAGUAGUUCUACUUUGAGCUUUCUUUUAUUUUAAGUUGUUGAUGAUACUGGACAUUAAAGUAUCAAUCGCAAAUCUGAUCGCAUAAUUAGUCAAACAAAGUUUUAGUUCUCUUUUCUCGCAUUAGUUACUUUCUUUUUUCAGGGCUGUUCUGUUCACAAAGUUUUAUUUCGCAUACUCUUCUCGUUGUUAGAUAUUCUAGCUGUUGAAAGAGGAAUUUUACCUUGUUUAUCCUUCUUAUAACUUUGAAGAGGAAUGAUCACAGAGUCACAUCACAAAGUGACACUUUGAUUCCAAAUCGCGGUGUUCCAAGCAUGAAUACUUAUAUGCUCUAUACUCUGACAGUUAAUUGUUGAAAAAUGUUCAACCCUCUCAAAGUGGGUCAUUUGCAGAUUUUCUGACUUUCUUUUGUCAAAGGGAUAGAACAGUCGGCUGAGGCGCAAUUUUACUUAGUUCUAUUUUAGUAGAAUGCUGAGUGCUGUAUUAUAUGGCUGUGAUGUUUUACAAACACUCAAUGCAUACAUAAGGCAGAGACGUUUUGUUCUACUCGGAAAAUAAACAAUCUGGGAGAACAUCUCCGAAUUGCCAUAAUAUUUAAACGGCCGGCCAAGAGAUGUGGCGGCUGAAUCUCAUUUGGACACAUUCUGUUUCGCAUCCGCUGCGGAAAAGACGCCCACUGUAGAACUUUGAGAUUUUUGCUAGCUUUGUUGACGCACUAGUUUUUUCUCGUUCUUGAUCGAAUCAAAUGAAUACGAAGGAGGAAAAUGCUCAUUUAAUUUUUACGGAGGUAGACAGAUUUUAGUGGACCGACUGAUCCUAGAUCAAUAAAUUUGUACCGCGUGCCUUUUGAUGCGUGUUGCCAGCGUCACAAAGAUUGUGGUCAAAUUGGUAGCGAAUUAGGUUGUACUAUUAGCUAUUUGCCAUGGGCGUAGACAAAGUUAACGACGAAAAUUGAAACAAAGCUCAAUUGAGUCUUAAAUUUCAAAUUGCUUUAUCAAGAAGGCAUGCCGUCCUUUAUAUAUUCUAGUUGGAGAGUCGGAAUAACAAAAAGAUAGAAAAGUCGUUUCGUAAACCGCUUGCACCAUUGUUUUCACGUGUAUUCGAAAAAUUGCGUAGCAUGUUAAUGUGUUAAAUAAGCGACUACUCGCCGAGUCGGUUCUUAUUACAAUAAUUAUUGUACUUAUUCCGCUACAAUCACAUGGCAAUGUAUCAGCUCCGUGAGAUGCUACCGUGCCUAAUGUAUUGUACCUCCAGAACAAUACAUACUAUUGUUGAUGUUGUUGUUAAAACGAAUAAA